Molecule: messenger RNA, 877 nt
Organism: Benincasa hispida (wax gourd)
Lineage: Eukaryota; Viridiplantae; Streptophyta; Magnoliopsida; Cucurbitales; Cucurbitaceae
Product: small ribosomal subunit protein uS13z/uS13y/uS13x
Biological process (GO): translation
Cellular component (GO): small ribosomal subunit; ribosome; cytosol
Molecular function (GO): RNA binding; structural constituent of ribosome
Source: RefSeq, a predicted model, not a curated record
UAAUGGUCAAUUUGGUAUAGUCGGAAACCCUAGAAUCUGAUUGACAAUAUAUAAAAUCCUUCUCUACUCACUACCCAACGAUCUCCUCUGGUUUUCUCCUGCCUUUGCUGCCGCCGGGAAUUCUACCAACUCCUUGCUUCUAUAUCUACAUUCGCCAUGUCGCUGGUAGCAAACGAGGAUUUUCAGCACAUUCUGCGUGUUCUCAACACCAACGUGGAUGGGAAGCAGAAGAUUAUGUUUGCUCUCACUUCAAUUAAAGGUAUUGGAAGGCGUUUUGCUAACAUCGUCUGCAAGAAGGCUGAUGUCGACAUGAACAAGAGGGCUGGUGAACUAACUGCUGCUGAGUUGGACAAUCUCAUGGUGGUUGUUGCCAAUCCACGACAAUUUAAAAUUCCCGACUGGUUUUUGAAUCGGCAGAAAGACUACAAGGACGGGAAGUAUUCUCAAGUAGUUUCAAAUGCAUUGGACAUGAAGUUGAGAGAUGAUUUGGAGCGGUUGAAGAAGAUUAGGAACCACCGAGGUCUAAGGCAUUACUGGGGCCUCCGAGUCCGUGGUCAGCACACUAAGACCACUGGUCGCCGAGGGAAAACUGUUGGUGUCUCCAAGAAGCGUUGAUCGAGUCAAGUAUGUUGUGGUUGGGCAAAUCAAGUUCUUUGGCCUUCUAGUUGAACAUUUGAGCUGUACUUUCUUUUUGGAAUUUUUAUUUCAGGAUGUGGUAUUUUUGUUUAAGUUUUCCCCCUUUUUGCUAUUGUCUUUUAGGCUAGAAAAGGAAGGUUGAGAAUGACAAAUAGUAAAGCUUAUGAAUCCAUCCAUAUUGAUCUUUUUGGUGUGAAAAAGUGUCGAAAGAUUUUAUUUAUAGAAAUCUUGUUUGGCGCAA